Molecule: messenger RNA, 752 nt
Organism: Phragmites australis (common reed)
Lineage: Eukaryota; Viridiplantae; Streptophyta; Magnoliopsida; Poales; Poaceae
Product: NADH dehydrogenase [ubiquinone] 1 beta subcomplex subunit 8, mitochondrial-like
Exons: 4
Coding region: 1-507 (168 amino acids)
Source: RefSeq, a predicted model, not a curated record
AUGGCCAGUCAAGCCCAAGGCUCAGAUAGAAAUGGGCUUCUAGUUUUCUCACUAGCCCCAGAAUACGAGGCCCAAACAAAGCCCACUCAACUUCCUUCUGUCUCCGCCGCUGCCGACGAGCCGCGCAACCGCAUCACACGACACACGGCGGGGUCCCGCAUCCUGGGUGGCGGCGGAAGCGCCACCGUACGCGCCGCGGCCUCCGCACUCCGUAACAGCGCCGGCAUGGGCCUCCCCGUCGGCCGCCACAUCGUCCCCGACAAGCCCCUCCCCGUGACCGACGAGCUGGUGUGGGACAACGGCACGCCCUUCCCCGAGCCCUGCAUCGACCGCCUCGCCCCGCACAUCGGCAAGUACGAGGCGUUGGCAUGGCUGUGCGGAGGGCUAGGGUUCUUCGCUGCUCUCCGUGUGGCUGCCGCUGCGAACGACAAGGCAUCCAAGGUCCCAUAUACUCCAAAAGUCUACCCGUACGACAAUUUGAGAGUGGAGCUUGGUGAUAGACCAUAGACGACUAUUCUCCUGCUUGAUCAAGGAGCACCGUAAUGAAUUAAGCGAGCACCGUGAUGAAUUGAGGUUUUUGGCUUCGAUCAUCAGAGGAACAGAAAGAAAAAACUUGUUGUUUAUCAUGGUUGCUUCUGUUGUCAUUACGAUGUUGUAAACUACCAUCAGGCGAUUUGCUUAAUCUUGUCAAGCAUGGCUAGAAUAAUGCAAUGUGGACCGUCAACGAUUUGGUGUCAGAAUUUCUUUCCUCA